Molecule: messenger RNA, 684 nt
Organism: Bombyx mandarina (wild silkworm)
Lineage: Eukaryota; Metazoa; Arthropoda; Insecta; Lepidoptera; Bombycidae
Product: juvenile hormone esterase
Source: RefSeq, a predicted model, not a curated record
AUGUCUAUUUUAAUUGGAAACACUAACAAUGAACGAGCGCACAACUAUUAUGGGAAGAAGAACCUAAACUUUGACAUAUUUCAGGAUCAUUUACAAAUAGCUUUCAAUUUUGAUGACGAACAUUUAUUGAAUACAAAAGAAAUUGUGAAGAAACAAUACAUCGGAAAUGAAAAAAAUAUUGAUGAGGUAGAGAAUACCAUUGUACAAUUCUCCUCGGAUUUUUAUUACUACCAUCCAACAAAAAGAAAUGUUAUGAAAUAUAUUGACAAUGGUGCAAAAAAAGUAUACAAUUACUUAUUUUCGUAUGACGGGAAUAGGAAUUUUUUGAAAAAAACCUUUAAUUUAAAUGGUAGUGGAGCGUUUCAUGCAGACGAAAUUGGAUAUCUAUUUGACAUAUCAUUUAUGGAUAAGACCCUUACCAUUGAAGACAUGUUAAUUGUUGAUAGAAUUACCACACUUUGGGCAAACUUUGUUAAAUCAGGAAACCCUACACCUGUCCCAACAGAACUACUGCCAAUUAUAUGGAAACCAAUAUCGAAAGACUCCUUUUACACUUUAAAUAUAGAUACAGCAAUGGAGUUGAAAUCUGGAUUUUUCGAAGAUAGAAUGAUUUUUUGGGAUACAUUCUUUGAAAAAUACAAAUACUUCGUAAAAGGAUUUCGGUCGAAAAAUGAUUCAGCUUGA